This is a messenger RNA of Ceraceosorus guamensis, 1262 nucleotides long. RefSeq lists its product as hypothetical. The transcript is spliced from 3 exons. The record is from RefSeq and is a predicted model, not a curated record. Lineage: Eukaryota; Fungi; Basidiomycota; Exobasidiomycetes; Ceraceosorales; Ceraceosoraceae. Bases 437 to 931 code for a protein of 164 amino acids.
GCUGCGUUCUCGUGACUGUUGUGACUUGUGACGGGGUGCGGCCAGGAGCAUCUGCUGUACAGGCAUGCAGUCGUGAGUGGACCAUCACGGAUGCUCGUGACUAGUAUGCCCGUGGAGGCCCUGCCUGGCGCUUGCAUCAUCAGGUGGAGGAAGAUUGCUGCAUACAGUCACGCACUGGAUCAGUGUGUUGCUGGUAGAAUAACUACAUGCUGCGCUGCUUGCUCUUCGGAUCUUGGUGCCGACUUUGGUGAGACAAGCACAGCAUAGCCCCCUUGACCGCACUCUUGUCACUCGUUCCAUCUCAAAAGGCACCUCGAGGAGGCACAUUUCUUUCUUCCUCUUCACCACAUCAUUCAGCCUCUGCAGACCACACCAAGCUUCUGCGACGCUUUUCAUCGACUCUAACAAACUUUUGGUAACAUCUCCUCGCCUCAAGAUGCGCUUCGCUCCCACCCUCCUCACCAUCUGCGCCCUGGGCGCCCUCGUCGCUGCCAGCCCAGCACCUCAAGAAAGCAACGGAGGUGUCGGAGGUGCCAUCGGUAGCGCCAUCAACUCUGGUGUCGGCGGCUUCUCCAGCGUCUUCAUCGACGGAGGAAGCUCGGUGUUCAACGAUGUCACCAGCUUUGGUGGAGGAGUCGCUACCACCUUGACCAGCGGUGCCGUGGUCGCAUUCGAGACCUUGACUUCUGGGGGCGAAGGUGUCUUCCGCACCGUCACCUCUGGAGGUGCUGGCGCUUUCACAACGCUCACUUCGGAUGGCGAGAGAUACGUCGGAACGCUUACAAGCGGCGCUGCUGGAGCUGCAAGCACCGUCUCUAGCGGAGCGACCGGAGGACGCGAUGCGGCUUUUGCCGUGCAGGCACCCUCCAUGCUCGCCCCCGUCGUCUUGGCUGCCGCAGCUGUUGCUGGCGCAGGAGCUGUGUUGCUCUAAAUCAACGCUCCGAUCGCUGCACUACUCCUGCCACCCUCCACUAAACGUCUCAGGACUUCACUACUCGGUUCCCGCACUUGCUUCGGCUACUCCCAAGGGUGGAUGCUGACGACUAGCUACGACAUCCGCUCGCCCGCGGUGCCUGUCCAAUUCAAGAUCGUUGAAUGCACCCGCUCAGCUCAGCAUUUACUUUUAAUUGAUCACGCACAUUCAGACUCAAGACUGCUCUCUGGCUUCUCUGUUGUAUCUGCAUUCAACCUCCAACUUUCCACGCACGAUCAAUCAAUAAUGAAAGAACAUUCAAAAUCUGAAUCAAAACGAUGUACAGCCC